AGGAUAGCUUACCGUGCUCCGAAAUGAUCGUUUCUAGUAGCCAGCUUCAAGCUUAUCCCCCGCAGACCAGUCAAGGACAGCCUUGGCUCCUUAUUGAGGUCAUUUAGUAUGACGGACAGUCGAGAAGGCCCUGGAAUGAAUUUGGGUUUCCGAGGCAUUUUAAAUGGAACAGAAGAGGUGAAAUGUACGUAGUUUGCGCAAAUUGAGCUGUAGGUUGUUUGAUCUUGUUGAAUUCGAAAGCCUCUCCCCUUUCUUGGUGGCCUGCCUUCUCACUCUAAUCGCGGAACUACAUACUAAUCAUCCAAUAUGGCUGAAGAGGAUACACUGGUAUCGCGUCGGUCGAGGAGAAGCACGGCGGGGAACAGGAUGGAGGCGGCCCUGGCUGAGCUCGCUGUCGAGGAAGUUAACGAGGCUGAGGAAGAUGUUGACUUUGUCAACGACAAAGGUGAAUGUGAUGCGCUAAAUACUGACGGAAUAUGUCUUAUGCUGUAUCUAGAUGAGGAAGAUAUCUUUGAAUCAGAUUUCGCGAGCACGGACGACGAGGCAACUACUGAAGGUUUUGAUACUGGUGAAAAGGCUGUCGAGGAUGAGGAAAGGAGAGAGAGAAGGAGUGCGCGCGUAAGGGUGGAGAAAGCUACCGCCGCUGCUCAUGCUCGCCAGAGGGUCACCUUUCACCCCCAAGCAGAGGCUUCAGGGAAGAAACCUAAAAAAGAGUCUCAGAAGCUCAAAAGACGUGUAUCUCUUGGUGUCGCAGUUAACGCAGAGACAGGAGAAGUGAUUGAAGGUGGUACAAGGCAACGGCAGAGUCAGAGAUCACAUACAAUCAUGAAUACCUCGGCGACCGUGAAUAGAAUGAAGGAUGCAGAAGAGAAGCGUGCCACCAUUCCGAAGAAGGCAAGAGUUGUCACUAAAGCUCCAGCACAAGACGAACUUAUCGCGCGUGCCCUCGACACGGAGGAGGGAAAUAUUAUUGAGCACCGAGAUUAUCUCAAACUGGAAGAAGAGAAGCGUGCGCGUGCUCGUGUAGUUCGAACUGCCCUUGAAGGUCCGGUGUUGCGAUGGAUUAGCCGAAAAGAACAAGUCAAAGUUGAAGUCACACCUCUGGCGCCUGCCCCAUAUCCAUCACAGUACGGCUUCGUCUACAAUCCGCAUCAAGGAACUUCCUAUUCCGGGACACAAACUUACCAGUCUCCCUUUCGUGCAUACGUUCCAGCACCACCAAGCCAAACGCCGGCAGUUUCGUCCACACCAUCACAAGGCUUGGCUGCCACAGCACAACCGCAGUCAUCAACACCAUCUGCAAACACGCCAUCUCAAUCAUCGUAUUAUUAUUAUCCCAUGCAACCCCCACCAAUUCCGCCUCCCACGCAAGAAAGAGUUGACGACGUUUGCAAGAACUAUGUUGUGCAUGAGCUAUCGCAAGAUCCAUCAGCAGCUAAACCGCCAUGGAAAGAUACCAUGUCAGCUAUGUUUGGCGAUGAUGUCAAAUGGGACGAAGUUCGUGUGUUCACGGGGAAGCAGCGCCCGUUGAGUCGACCUGUUCGAACCUGUCCAAUCACUGGGACACCGGCGAAGUAUCUAGACCCACGAACGAAUGUGCCCUUUGCGAACGUUGCCGCAUUCAAAUUUCUGACCAAAAUUUUGUCCCACGACUAUGUUUGGAGUGAGGCAUUGGGGUGCUAUGUUACUCGCCAUGAAGAGCUUAACUGUCAUGUCGAUGAGCCUAUGAACGGCACCGCGACAAAGCGCAGAAGAGUGGAUGAUCAAGAUGCGCAAACCAACGAUGGUUAACUAUCUAUAUCGCUGCACUGCACUCGAUACGACUUUCCCUCCGAUGAGAAUAAGGCUUAUUACUGGCACUCGUCUACUAUCUCAAUGAUCACGUAUCGGGACUUUAUCCGUGGUACCCUGUUAGUUGGAGCGAUAUGACAUCCCCGUGAU
This is a messenger RNA of Suillus clintonianus, 1941 nucleotides long. RefSeq names its product YL1 nuclear protein-domain-containing protein. Lineage: Eukaryota; Fungi; Basidiomycota; Agaricomycetes; Boletales; Suillaceae. The coding region runs from base 307 to 1791 and encodes 494 amino acids. The record is from RefSeq and is a predicted model, not a curated record. Gene Ontology annotation, biological process: regulation of DNA-templated transcription; chromatin remodeling. The transcript is spliced from 5 exons. Gene Ontology annotation, cellular component: nucleus. Gene Ontology annotation, molecular function: ATP-dependent H2AZ histone chaperone activity.